AUGGGGGAGCGCGGCCGCCGGGGCCCCUGAGACCCCGGCCUCCGCCAUGGAGCUGGAGCAGCCCGGGGAGCACCCGGAGCCGCGCGGCGCCGCCGCCGCCGGGGGCAAGGGGUCGCCCCGCAACGGAUUUUGUCGAGAGUCUUCCACAGAACAUGAUCCACCCCCUACUACAGAUGUCGAACAGAUGAGUUUCUCAUCUCCUGGGCUUCCUAUGAACUCUGUGGGCAAUGACCGGGUUGAUCAGCGAACCUGCCUUAUCUGUGGAGACAGAGCUACAGGUCUGCACUAUGGUAUCAUCUCCUGUGAAGGCUGCAAAGGGUUUUUCAAAAGGAGCAUUUGCAACAAGCGGGUUUACAGAUGCAGUCGAGACAAGAACUGUGUCAUGUCACGCAAACAGCGAAACAGAUGCCAGUAUUGCAGGCUGCUCAAGUGCCUCCAGAUGGGGAUGAAUAGGAAAGCAAUCAGAGAAGAUGGCAUGCCAGGAGGCAGGAACAAAAGCAUUGGACCUGUUCAGAUAUCAGAGGAGGAGAUUGAAAGAAUUAUGUCUGGACAAGAAUUUGAGGGGGAGGCAAACAUCUCUUGGAGUAACAAUGGAGACAGUGACCAUAGUUCUCCCGGGAAUGGAGUUUCUGAGAGCAACCAGCCAUCACCUGUUUCUACUCCGUCUUCAAGUAGGUCUGUGGAGCUGAAUGGAUUCACUGCACUCAGGGAUCAAUAUAUUGGGACUCCAGUGUCCACGCACUAUCAGUACCUACCGCACCUUUUUAACUACUCUGCUCACUCGGCUCUGAUGCCUCCACAGACCCGAAGCCUAGAUCCCCAGUCACAUAGUCUUAUCAAUCAGCUAGUGUCAGCUGAGGACCUGGAACCACUUGGCACUCCAAUGCUUAUUGAAGAUGGGUAUAAAGUGACUCAGGCAGAGCUGUUUGCGUUGCUGUGUCGUUUGGCAGAUGAGUUGCUUUUCAGGCAGAUUGCUUGGAUUAAGAAGCUGCCAUUCUUCUGUGAACUCUCAAUCAAGGACUAUACUUGCCUGCUAAGUUCCACAUGGCAGGAGCUGAUUCUGCUGUCCUCACUAACCGUUUACAGUAAACAGAUCUUUGGUGACCUUGCUGAUGUAACCUCCAAGUACUCUCCCUCUGACGAUGAGCUGCACAGAUUCAGUGAAGAGGGAAUGGAGGUGAUGGAACGGCUGAUCUACCUCUACCGCAAAUUUAACCAAUUGAAGGUCAGCAAUGAGGAGUAUGCAUGUAUGAAAGCCAUUAACUUCCUAAAUCAAGACAUUAGAGGCCUGACUAAUACAUCCCAACUGGAGCAGUUGAAUAAACGGUAUUGGUACGUGUGCCAGGAUUUUACAGAAUACAAGUACCCACAUCAGCCAAACCGUUUUCCGGAUUUAAUGAUGUGUUUGCCAGAGAUACGAUACAUUGCAGGAAAAAUGGUGAAUGUUCCUCUGGAGCAGCUGCCCCUCCUUUUUAAAGCCGUUCUGCAUUCCUGCAAGACAAGCGUGAGCAAAGAGUGAGCCUUCAUUGCCCCGAACCCAUGCCUUACUCUGGUGCUUCUGGUGGGGAACUGGCUCACGUGUGAAGAGAGAGGGGAGGAAAAACCAUGAUCAAGGCAGUAGGGAGCUGCUGAGACAGGGCACCAGGUAGCCCUGUCAUUGUAGCAAGAAUCUUUUUUUUUGUUUGUUUUUAAACUCUUUUCCUAUAUAUUUAUUUCACGACAGAGUUGAAUGUAUGAUCUUCAACACAGUGCACAUGGUUCUGUAUGAAUGCAGCAGAUGCAUUCUCUUGCAGUUUACAGAAUGUGAAGAUGUUUAAUGUUACAGUGUUUGUUAGGGUUAGUUCUUUUGUAUUUGGGGGACUGGGGGCCGAUAUGACUAAGACUACCUCAAUGAGAAGAUGCUGUUCACGUACUGAUCAUUCCAUGAUUCAUAUCCAGAGUGUUUGCCUAAAGAGCAAACUGCCUCUCUCCACUGGGAGAGCUGUUAGCAUCCCAAAUGCUGGAGUGCAUUGGAGGAGUGUGGGCAUUAGAGAAGUGCCGAGCUUCAAAAAAGAUAAGUGGGUGAGAAGGUGUUACACCAAAACCAGAAUUUGGGUCCCCCCAGAAUAGCCAGCCUGUUUAUUGUUAUAACCAAUCUGGUCUCAUUAAGUGUGGGUCUCCAGGGUGGCUAAGGGAAUACUUGGAGGACACACAUACAGCCAUGCAUAAGUUAUUGACACAAGAAGUGUUCCAAAACAAGGCACCUUUUAUUGAACAGUUUCUUGACAUAGUAACAAUCUAAACACACAUCCCUUAUAACAAGUUAAAGAGCACCUCAAACCACAUUGCCUUAUAGCUUGAAACAAUACUGAGUGGAUGCUCCCUGCUUCAGAUGGUCAGUCUGUCCCAGAUAGCUGACAGCCAUUUUGAGAUGUCCAUUAGUUUUUACACGUAUAAAUCCCUUUCACAGUCAACACACAUGCAUACAUCUAUAUUAACCCCCCUCUCACACACACACAUGCAAACACUAUACUAUGCUAUGCUAUAACUAUA
Mauremys mutica (yellowpond turtle) is the source of this 2532-nucleotide messenger RNA. It is a transcript of the gene NR6A1, whose product is annotated as nuclear receptor subfamily 6 group A member 1. Gene Ontology annotation, biological process: regulation of DNA-templated transcription. The transcript has 11 exons. Gene Ontology annotation, molecular function: DNA-binding transcription factor activity; zinc ion binding; sequence-specific DNA binding. Bases 47 to 1519 code for a protein of 490 amino acids. Lineage: Eukaryota; Metazoa; Chordata; Testudines; Geoemydidae. The record is from RefSeq and is a predicted model, not a curated record.